AUGGCAGAAUCGGACACGAAGGAGCUCCGCCUGGCUACUGCCGGUGGCUAUACGACACGCACUAUUCUCUGCACACCUGUCCGGAAAGCCACAGCUUCUGAAAUUCCAAUCAUUGACAUAUCGCCCAUUUUCAGCCAGGAUUUAGCGGCGCGACAGACUGUUGCUCGUGAGAUCCACAAGGCUGCUCAUAACAAUGGUUUCUUCUACAUCAAACAUCACGGUGUACCAGCCGAGGUUAUCCACCAGGCAUACUCUUCUUGUUUGAGCUUUUUCCGUCAAGACAUGAAGACUAAAACCAGUACAAACGCCAACGAACCUGGGUCGUUUAAUAAUGGCUUUCGAGGUCCCAAUACGCAGAAUUUCAACGCAAAUGAAGGGAUCGACAUCCUGGAGAGCUACGCUGUCGGGUACGACCCCAGAAUGGACCCUUGGGUUACCAACCCAAGCGAUGUCCCUGAACACUAUGCACCGGGAGGGCAUCCCUGGGAGUACACAAACAACCUACCCGAUUUCAAGAAUGCUAUGACUUCUUAUUUCCAAGAAUGUCUAACCCUAGCCCGAACACUUACGCGGGCCUUUGCUCUUUCAUUGGACCUUGCUGAAGACUUUUUCGACAACAAGGUGAAAUACCCGGAGGCUACUUUGACGCUGAAUUAUUAUCCCCCGCUCGAGACGGAACAUCGGAUGCGGGAAACCGAAAAUUCCCCCGCACGAGUGUCCAUCGGGUCACACACUGAUUGGCAACUAUUCACCAUCUUGUGGCAAGACAAUGCUGGCGGUCUACAAGUACUUACCCGGGAUGGUCAGUGGAUCCAAGCACCGCCACUUGACGGAACUCUUGUGGUCAACGUCGCUGACUACAUGCAACGUAUGACAAACGAUAAGUACGUCAGCGCCCUGCAUCGAGCACGCAACGUUAGUGGGAGAGAAAGGGUUAGCAUUCCGUUUUUCUGGGGGUUUGGCUUGAACGAGAGUUGUGGUGUUUUGGACAGUUGUCUGGACGGAGGCGAGAAGAAGUAUGAAGAGAUCAAGUGCCUGGAAUGGUUGGAAUUGAGAAGUAGUUAUGUUCUUGACAUUUAG
Messenger RNA from Fusarium sp. VM40, 1080 nucleotides. The record is from the annotation of a GenBank genome assembly. Lineage: Eukaryota; Fungi; Ascomycota; Sordariomycetes; Hypocreales; Nectriaceae.